AUGGUACACUUGAAAAAGAUACCGUGGGCUACUAACUCUUAUCUGGAUUCUAUUUGGUGCUUUUAUCAAAGAGUAGAUUUAAUUUAAACGUUAAAUUAAAAUAUUUAAAUCUUAUUGCCGUUGCAUAUUCUUUGUGUUAUUAAUUAAUUCAAAAUAGAGGUUUAAACAAGGAUUCGUGGAAAAUGAAAUUAUAACAGUAGUUGGAUUCUAAAAUAUUGCUCUGCUUUAAACAAUUAUUUUUAUUUGAAAGGAAAUUCAUUAACAAUCGAUACAGUCCUACGUUCAUCGAUGCUGAAAUGUAUCAGUUGCAUUUACAAAAUUGUAUAUUUUUAUGAAUCAAAAAACAAAAAAAUGAAUUUUAAACAAAAAUUUGUAUUAUUCAUUAAAUUUUACAACAGUCACUUGAAUAUUUAAAAUUUCAAUAUUUUAUAUAUAAAUGAUACAUACGUAUGAUGUGCAUUCUGAAAUGCACUUAAUAUUCGCAGUCUACAAUUGAACAAAACCUUUAUAUCUUCUGAAUCUAAUUUUAAAUGAUGAAUGAACAUUUUAUUACGUUGAUUAUUUUUCUGAAACGAUCAAUCGAUCAAAAAUAUACUUCUGCAAGCACUUCAUAAUUAAUUAAGAAAGAAGUCUACAUUAAUUCCGUUCAGGACGUAAUAACGAAAAAGCCUUAAACGUAUCUUAAAACGAAUUUAUUUAAAAAAAAAUAUAAUUCAAUGACACAAAUCACAGUUACAGAUGUUGCAAAUGAAAAAUUCAAUUACAAUCUCAACGUUGGCCCUCGCCAAAUUGAGUAGCACACGAACUUUUCAUUACAUACUGAUAAUUUUUUUUUUUUUUCGAAAAUUGAUCGAUCCAUUCUAUAUCUAGCCGAGAGUAUGGUCCCGUAAGUACCAGUUCAGAGCGGAGAGUCCGCUCUGAAUAAAACGUAUGUAAGGAAAUGUUAUAGCGUAGCGUGCGGAGAGUCUGGUUGAUCGAGUUGAAAUGGAAAAUCGAUGAUUUCACAGAGCCCCAAAAUGCAAUCUGCGGGAACGGAGUUGUAGAAGAUGGUGAAGAGUGUGAUUGCGGAUGGGAGGAGGACUGCAACGACCCUUGUUGCCACCCUCAACGGCUUCAUCAUGCCCCUCACGAGGUACCUUGUCGUCUUGCCGAUGGUGCAGUGUGCAGUCCCAGUCAGGAUAAUCGUUCGAAAGAAAUUGCAAAUAAAAUACCACCUCUAUAUAAAUUGAAUUUCAAACAAUUACUUGAGCAAAGUGCCUUGCAGCGAAGUUGCCGAGGAAAUUUUUAUCCAAAAGAGACGGACAGAAUUGAUUCGAAACAAGUGACAGUUAGGUCGGACAAGGUACACGAAGUGCGACACGGCAAGCUGAAAGUUAAAAUUGCAUUUCUCCAAGAGAAAGAUGUCAAAUUCUUGCUUACAUUUGUGCUUGCUGAAAUAUUAAAAGGCAAACGGGCGGAAGCUGCGAAUUUUCUACGGGUCUCCGAGGAGAGAUAUUUUUACAAACGUACCGAAUAUACUCUUUUAACAGUGAGUUCCUUUGGAAUUUCGACAGAGACUCAUUUUCAUUUUCUGCGAAAGCUACACGCUGAAUAUGUUAUGAAUUCCUAUUGAAUAUCUUGAAAGCGUAAUGUCGCAGGAAACGGAAUGUGAACGCGCGAUGCCUCUUCUUCCUCUGUGAGACGUGAGCCACUUCUUCCAGAAGACGUUCUUCAUCGAUUUACUUUCGUUACCUUAAAAAUAAAAAGAAGAGGGAGAUACUUAUAUAACUUCUUGCCCAUUAGUGAUAGCAUCAAAUCAACAAUUCAUUGAUGAAACGUUGAAGAUCAUUUGUUAAUUUAUGUAAAUUUUUGACUACUGAAUUACAAUCAUUUUUAAUCUUACAUAUUUUUGAUAAUUUUAUUAAUUAUUAAAGAACAAAGCUAUACAUACAACAGAAGUGUGCACAUCGAUAAUCAGUUAA
Heterotrigona itama is the source of this 1961-nucleotide messenger RNA. The record is from the annotation of a GenBank genome assembly. Lineage: Eukaryota; Metazoa; Arthropoda; Insecta; Hymenoptera; Apidae.